AUGAACAUCAAUUUGGGAUUGGGAAUCGCAAAAUCUAGCAAGGGUACGAUUUCUACUGGGUUGAAUAAGCGUGGAGGCAGUGGUACCAAAGGAAACGUGUUUGACAACGACACCGAUGAGGAGGUGGACGACCCGGUUUCGCAGUCCGAUAUUGAUAGUCGUCCCGCGACCUCUUCACGAAAUGCAGUCAAUCAAGCCUUGCGCAAGGAGCAAGAAGUUUUACGCAAACGUGCCCAAAGCGCGAUGGCUGAGGCCGACGCUGCAACCUAUGAUUACGACGCGGUAUACGACAGUCUACAUCCCUCCUUCACAGCCAAGGCAAACAUGGAUGCCCCGGCCAACAACAAGAAAUCACGAUACAUUCAGGAUAUGUUGCAAACUGCACAAGUACGAGCGCAGGAACGUGAUAUCAUCAAGGAACGUCAGAUCGCCAAAGAACAAGCCGCGGAAGAAGAAGCCAACAUCGAAUUUCGUGGUAAAGAUAAAUUUGUCACGUCGGCAUAUCGAAGGGAACUCCAAUCACGUAAAGAUUGGCAAGUCAGUCAGUUAAAGGAAGAAGAGAAAGAAGCCGCUAAUGAUGUGACCAAACGGGAGCAUGGAAUGGCAAACUUUUAUGGAAAUUUUGCCCGCAAUGUAGCUGUUGGCGGCAGCACAGCACCAGAAAGUGUAGAAAGUGAUUUGCCAGACACUCGAAGCGAAAAAACAACGAAUGUCGCGGGCGAGUCUGCUUCGAAGUUGAAUUUCAUGGACGGCUUCGAAUGUCCCGCCGACGAUGCUAAAAGCGGCAAAUCCGAUUCUACUGGCAAGGAUGUCGAUUCAUAUCGCGAAGCAGGACAACCAUCUGAACAAGCGACACUCUCGAGGCGCGAGCAACGAGAGCGAAAAGUUUCUGAAGCCAGGACACGCUACUUUCAACGCAAAGGUAUAUCCGCCGUGUAG
Phaeodactylum tricornutum CCAP 1055/1 is the source of this 939-nucleotide messenger RNA. RefSeq lists its product with no specific name. Gene Ontology annotation, biological process: regulation of alternative mRNA splicing, via spliceosome. The transcript has a single exon. NCBI's taxonomy places the organism in Eukaryota, Bacillariophyta, Bacillariophyceae, Surirellales, Neidiaceae. Bases 1 to 939 code for a protein of 312 amino acids. The record is from RefSeq and is a predicted model, not a curated record.